Messenger RNA from Geosmithia morbida, 2037 nucleotides. RefSeq lists its product as uncharacterized. The transcript is spliced from 3 exons. The coding region runs from base 1 to 2037 and encodes 678 amino acids. The record is from RefSeq and is a predicted model, not a curated record. Lineage: Eukaryota; Fungi; Ascomycota; Sordariomycetes; Hypocreales; Bionectriaceae.
AUGGACACGGCCGGCUCUGAUGCACGCAGCGCCGGCCAUUCGCUGCCUUCUUCUCGCGGCAUACCAGCCAACUCGGCACCCCAGGGCCGCCAGAUAUCGCACCACGGUGCGCCCUCUCAGUUUGGUGCGAAACCCUCAUUGCUGUCGACGCCUGCCAACAGCAUACCGGCACAUCAGCAGCAACAGUCGCCGCAGCAGAUGCACGCAUCGCAUCCUACUCUAAGACCGGGUCGUGAUGGCAGCCCUGCUCAGACGGGGAGGCAGAAGUCCCCGGAAACCAUGCAGGCCGAUGCCAUCCGGAAUUCGCACUACUACAUGACGUUAUCUAUUGCCCUCAAGCAGACGCCUGCGCCCAUAGUCCAGCAGGCCAUACGCGACUACUGGGCCCAUUGCUUCGUAGGCUCUGACCAGCAUACUGCUUUCAUCCUCAACGGAAUGAUUCAACAAGCGAGCCCGGCCGUUCUGCAGAAGUGUGUGCUGGAAAGUGGUGCCAAGAUGUCCUGUAUUGCCAACCACCUGCUCGGAUUCUUCAGUACCGAAGGUCUCGACCAAGUGACAGAUCUCAUCUUGUCCAAGGCCAGCAGCCAGUUCCUCGACAAGGCUAUGGAGGCCCGCCUGAAAUCGAUAGAUGCCCGCAGCCUGGUCAACGCUCUGGCCAGGGCCGAGCGCCUUGGCUACGAUGAAAACGACGUCGUCAGGGAGCGUGCACCCGGUCAACCUGAGAAUGUCAUACCCGCUGCGCACAACUUUUCGGCACCGCUGAGCCUGUUGCAGGGAGCAAACUCGCAGCCGAGCGUGCCGUCGAAUGUCCCAGCUCAGGUCGUUAUUCCGUCGCAACAGGGCGGGUCUUUCGAGCGCCCUGUAUCGGCGGGGUCGCGAGGCAUCUGCUACUGCCCCCGUUGCCAGAGACCCUGCAGUUCAGAAUCGGCCCUUCAAUAUCACCUGAAGAAGAACGCCUGCGAAGCCUACUUCCCUCCCAACCGGAUGUUCCCGGUUGAGAAGCUCACGUGUGCACACUGCGGGUGCAGAUUUACGACGGAGAAUGGUGUGAACUACCACAGCAAGUGUGAGGUCUGCGGAGAAUUCCCUGCACACAUGUUGCCGUUGAUCUUGAAGGAGCUCGAGGCACGCAACAGCGGCGACGGCAACAGCGGCACGCGGGGCAUCGAGGCAGGCGGUCACCAGCGGCUUCAGCGGCAUCGGCAGCAACAGUCGCCGAGUUCGGCACCGGCUCAGUCGGCAGAAGAGAGGCGGGCGCCGACGGAAGACAAGGCACACAGACACAUGUCACUGCAGAUGUGGCAGCAGUACCAGAAGGAGCGGAGCCAUGUCGAGGUGAAGUACGGGCGGCUGAUGCAGCAGGCACUGAAGCUGCCCGAGAGGCAACGGGUGGACCAGUUUGUCAGGCUAAGGAAUCGGUACAACACGAAGCAGAGCACGACCCGCAAGAAGUUUGGCAUCCGGCUGCGCGAGCGACGCACCAGGGAGGACAUCGAUGCGGAGCGGAGGCGGCUGCUCGGCACCAGCGAUGGGCCCGAGAUCUGGCUCCAGCUGGAGGCGCUGAUCCGAAAGGUGCAGGCCGGGGACCCAACGGUGGGGACGGGUGCGGAAACGCCAGUAGGGCAGGCGGCAAGUCAGAACGGCACGCGGUCGGGUGGUGGCCAUGGUGACCAGGCGUCGAAGCCAAGCCAGGCCCAGGAUCGUGACAGCCCGUCCCCGGAUGGCCUCAUCCGAAGCGACCUGACGGGUGGGCUGCCGGCGUCGGCAGGGUCGAUCGAGACGACGGACCCCACGACGGACCCCACGACGGCCACCACGACGGCCACAAAGCAAGGGUUCAGGCCACCUCGGAUGCAUGAAGACUUCCGGUCAAACGCAGCAUCCCCCCCGCAGCAGCGACGGUCGCAGCAGGCGAGACCCGCCCACCAGGACGUCACGAUGAUCGACAGCGACGACGAUGACGACGAUGACGGUAGCAGCAGCUCAAGCGAUGACGACAGCAGUGAUGGAGACGAAGAUGUUCCAUCACGCCGAUGA